AUGCCGCUGGACUCGGAGGACACGCUCUACAUCGUGCUGGAGCUGGUCAUCGCCGGGCUGUCCAUCGCGGGCAACGUGCUGGUGUGCUGCGCCGUGGCCACCAACAGCACCCUGAAGACGGCCACCAACUACUUCCUGGUGUCUCUGGCCGUGGCCGACAUCGCCGUGGGGCUGCUGGCCAUCCCCUUUGCCAUCACCAUCAGCGUGGGUUUCUGCACCGAUUUCCACAGCUGCCUCUUCCUCGCCUGCUUCGUCCUGGUGCUCACCCAGAGCUCCAUCUUCAGCAUGCUGGCCGUGGCCGUCGACAGGUACCUGGCCAUCAAGAUCCCGCUCAGGUACAAGAGUUUAGUUACCGGGACCCGGGCAAGAGGAGUCAUUGCUGUGCUCUGGAUUCUCGCUUUUGGCAUUGGCCUGACUCCUCUCAUGGGAUGGAACGACAGGGCCAAUGCCACCCACAAUUGCACUGGUAGACCCACGAACCUGAGCUGCUGUCCUGUGAAAUGUCUCUUUGAGAACGUGGUCACCAUGUCCUACAUGGUCUACUUUAACUUCUUUGGCUGCGUCCUGCCCCCGCUGCUCAUCAUGCUGGCCAUCUACGUCAAGAUCUUCCUGGUGGCCUGCCAGCAGCUGCGUCGCAUGGAGCUGAUGGACCACUCACGGACCACACUGCAGCGGGAGAUCCAUGCGGCCAAGUCGCUGGCCAUGAUCGUGGGCAUCUUCGCUCUGUGCUGGCUGCCCCUGCACGCCACGAACUGCAUCACGCUCUUCAAUCCCCACUUUGCCAAGAGUAAGCCCAAGGCGCUCAUGCACACAGUCAUCCUCUUGUCGCACACCAACUCCGUCAUCAAUCCCAUUAUCUACGCCUACCGGAUAAGGGACUUUCGCUGCACGUUCCGCAAGAUCAUCUCGAGGUACAUCCUCUGUCAGACAGAUGACCUCCCCAAGAGUGGCAACGGACAGUCGGGGACGGUGCAGACCCUCGAUGCGGAUGUAUGACCCCUGCCACCGAGAGGCCAC
Molecule: messenger RNA, 1017 nt
Organism: Trichosurus vulpecula (common brushtail)
Lineage: Eukaryota; Metazoa; Chordata; Mammalia; Diprotodontia; Phalangeridae
Gene: ADORA2B
Product: adenosine A2b receptor
Exons: 2
Coding region: 1-996 (331 amino acids)
Biological process (GO): adenylate cyclase-activating G protein-coupled receptor signaling pathway; G protein-coupled adenosine receptor signaling pathway; vasodilation
Cellular component (GO): membrane
Molecular function (GO): G protein-coupled adenosine receptor activity
Source: RefSeq, a predicted model, not a curated record